UUUGCAACAUAGAGAAGAGACAGCUUAUCUCUAGCCGUAUGUGAAUUCAAGGGUUGUCGUUGUAGAAUACAUUAGUAUAUGGUAAUUUUUGUUUGUUGUGACUGUUCUUCGUAUCUUUUUCAACCAAAGAAUAAAGACAACCUUGUUGAUAGUCCAACUUGAACAACUCAAGGAAGAACAUAGUCAUCGAUUUGGAUUGGCAAUCCAUUGGAUAAUUGGCAAUAGGGCAUGCCAAGUGUCUUGUUGCAAACGUUGUUUGGCUGUUUGUAAAGUACAAACACCGUUCCACUUUGCUGUGAAGCAGCACCCGAUUGAAACAUUGCACACCUUACCUAGGGUAUAUAUUGAAGCACCAUUGAAAAUUGCUUCCGUGAUGACAAGCCAUCUACCUAAUACUUCAAGUCAGCCGCAAAACGCGGAAGGAGCCGCUUCUAUGAGAAGAAUUCCUUUUCCUAUACCCCCCAUGAUGUAUGGAGCUUAUGGGCAUCCUUCUAAUCAACCCGCUUUGGCGCCUUACACUGCUCCGGAUGGUACACCGCUUGUGCCUCACUCCCUACCGCCACCCUACCAGAGUAUGGCAACAAUAUCUCCCGGUUCUCGUGUUAUGCCGAGUAACAUCAAUAUGGAGUCGGAAGGAUCUUAUCCACCUCAUCUUUAUGGAUCCAGUGCACAGUUAAAUCCUUUAACAAUGUACCCUCCUUAUAUUCAUUCAAGUGAACCUGUUUCAGGAAUUCCUAUGUAUCUGAAUUCACCUUUUCCAUCAUUUGAUCCAACUGGACGUGCACCUUUUAUGAAACCCACAGACUUCCCAUUAUCUUCCAAAUUGGAUAACAGACGUUCUGGUGACUCAGAAAACAACUCGGACAAAGAUAACCCAAAGACAGCGAGUGGUAGUGCUCAAUCCAUGGCAAUGGUUGGUAGUUCCUAUCCAAGUUCUUCUGAAAUGUCUUCUCCUUUAGAGCAUUCUGAUACUAGACAGCUUGCAAUGUCUCGUCAUCCAACCUUUUCAUUGCCACCACCUUAUUCAGGCUUUACUAUGUAUGACCCAAAUCGUAGUUCUUCUCAAACCCCAAUAGCAUAUACAGGUAGUGAUAAGCAAUGGAAGGACGCCAGUCAAACAGAACAAAAUGCAUCUUCAAGUAUGAAUCCUAUGAAAGCGGAUAAUCAAGAACAAGCGUCUCGGUCAACUACUAUAUCUCCACCUAAAACAGGAGCAUUAAACGCAGAGAAUCCAUCACUCAGUCCUUCGGAUGAGAAGACCAACAAAGAAACCUCACCAUCUUCACAAUCUGCACCAUCAUCCAACCGAAAAUUAAAAGUAGAAGAUGCUUUGGCGUAUUUAGAACAAGUUAAAACUCAGUUCAAUGAUCAACCACACGUAUACAACAAAUUUCUUGAUAUUAUGAAAGAUUUCAAGUCCCAAGCUAUUGAUACCAAUGGAGUUAUGGCCAGAGUCUCCGAACUCUUUCGUGGUCAUCCCAACCUUAUUUUAGGAUUCAAUGCUUUUCUUCCUCCUGGGUGUAAGAUUGAAGUUCCCGAAGCGCAGGUAACCGAAAAUUAUUAUGUCUCUUCUUCUAACAAGGCUUAUUCGGAACCUUUACUUUCUACACCCUAUGGAUAUGGACAAUCAGAAAGUUACUAUUCAACUUAUCGACCUUCACCUUCAAGCAUGACUUAUUCACGUAUGCCAAUAGCUUAUUCUGAAAACAAAGCAUUGGAACCAACACCAUCGUUACAGAAACCGAAUGCCAUGACCGAUGAAGAAGCCAAGCAAUGGAGCCAAGCAUCAGCUGGAAUGUCCAAUGCAACAUUGUCAUCAGCCGUUGCAAACAAACCAGUGGAGUUGGAUCAAGCCAUUCAUUACGUGAAAAAGAUUAAACAACGAUUUGCUAUGCAACCACAAGUAUAUCGUCAGUUUCUAGAUAUACUGCAUAGUUAUCAAAAGGAGCAAAAGAGCAUCAAGCAAGUAUACGAACAAGUAGCCACUCUUUUUCAACACCAUGUAGAUCUUUUAGAAGAGUUCACCAACUUCUUACCUGAAUCUGCUAGCCAAGCAAAAGCAUCCAAAUCUUUUGCCACCAGUCAGGACAAGUCAAUUCAUCCUUCUUCAGGUAACGCCAAUCAACGUAGCCAACCUUAUUUUGUCGUAUCCGAUGAAGAAAUGCAUCCGAGGAAAGUAUCCAGUCAGGAAUGGAAAGCAUCAUCGAAACAACCCAAGAGGGAAGAAAAGAGAAAAGAAGCCAAGAAAAGACAGUCCACUACAACAGACAAAGCUCACGAAUCGCAAGUUUCGCGUGCUUCUUUAUUAACCAAGAAUAGUAUGAUUCUAUUCGAACAAAUUCGCAAGGAGUUGGGACCUGAGCAGAAAUAUAUCUAUUCGGAGUUUAUCAAAUGUCUUUCGUUAUUUUCGCAAGGAAUUAUAUCACGUGCCGAAUUGCUCAUGUUGUGUCAAGAAUUAUUUGCUGAAAAACCUGCUUUAUAUGAAGCCUUUCAAACUUUCUUACAAUCCAGUUCAGCUGGUCCUGGUGCAGUUGAAGAAGCUAUGAGUAUUUUACAAAGUUCUCAAUGGAGAAAAGAAUAUCAACAGAAGAAAAGUGGCAGAAAUGCUUCUGUAGAAGGUUUUGAUGCCACCAAAAGUUGGAGUUAUAAACCAUUAUCAGAAAUUGCAUUGGAAAGCGAAGAAACUUGUACCGUUUCAUAUCGUAAAUUACCUGAUAACUUUCCUCGUCCUUCAUGUUCUGGUCGAGGUCCUUUAGAAAAUGCAGUAUUGAAUGAUUCUUGGGUUUCAUUACCUACUGGAAGUGAAGACUUUUCAUUUAAGCAUAUGAGAAAGAACCAAUAUGAAGACAAUCUCUUUCGUUGUGAAGAUGACCGAUACGAAUUGGAUAUGGUGAUUGAAACCAAUGCCGCAACAAUAGCCAAGUUGGAGCCUAUUGCUGCAGCUGUACAACAAAUGACUUUAGAACAGAGGUCUCGUUAUGCAUUGGCGGAAGGUAUUUUGAGUCCCAUUCAUUUGAAAGCUAUUGAGCGCAUCUAUGGAGAACAUGGACCAAGUGUUGUAGAGCAAGUGAAACAAAGUCCUUCAGUUACUGUUGGCAUUGUAUUAUCUCGUUUAAAACAGAAAGAUGUGGAAUGGAGAAGAACUCGUUUAGAGAUGAACAAAAUGUGGAGAGAAACGGUGGAAAAGAAUUAUUACAAGUCACUUGAUCAUCGUUCAUUCUACUUUAAGCAGACGGAUCGCAAAGCACUCAAUUCCAAGUCAUUAGUUGCUCAAGUAAAUCAUGAUUCAUUGCCUGCUUAUCAAAUCGUGGAUUCUUUUCGUCAUGAAUGGGCACCCAAUGGAGGAUUAUGGACAUCUCGUGGUUUGGAAUGUCCGUUUGAGAAUAGUCGAGAACAAUCCACUCCUUGUAUGGGCGAAUUGUGUAAGGAGGAUAUGGAACAAGUAUUGGAUAUUGUUAUGUUUUCAUUGAAUGUGGAAUGUGGAGAAGGAAAAGAAGCCAAUUUGCUUUAUUAUUUGUUUUCUCAUUUUAUGCUUUGUUUCUUUCGAUUAUCGGAUUCGAUGGAUUUGUCCUGUCCUAAUGAUGUAUUGAGUGAAGACGUUACUCCUAUUUUAGGUUUUCAUUGGCAACUUGUUGGACGACGAUGGAUUCCGUGUUGUAGUUGUGAAGAAGAAGGACCAUUUUCUUCCAGUCAUCUUUUGAUGGAACAAGAUGACGCAUCUUUAUUUUUCCAAGGCAACGUAUUUUAUGGCGACGAGUCUUUGUAUAUUUUAUUUCGUCUAUUUCAUCUUUUAUAUAAUCGAUUGGCAGCAGCACAACAAAUGGCACAAUCACAAGCACAACAAGCCAGAGAAAGAGCUUCUAUCCAUAAUCAUAAUGCUACUGCUGGUGGUGUUCCAAUGGGUACUCAUUCCGUGAUACUUAAUCACGAUACAACCUCUUCUCAAACUUUUAAUCGGAUACAAUCCAAUGCGUUUGAUUCGGGUGCUCCUGUUGCAACUGCAGGGACUACAGCUGAACAAUUGUUUGAAGAAUAUUUAUCUUCAUUGAAGAGUUUAUUGGAUGGUUCAUUAGAAACUUCCAAAUAUGAAGACCGUUGUAGAAGUUUAUUGGGUACCAACAGCUACAUACUUUUUACUAUGGACAAGUUGAUUGCUCGUUUGAUUAAACAAAUACAAACCGUAUUUCAUCCCAAUGGAGGAAAUGCCAACGUUUGGUUAUACACUUAUUAUCAUUUACUUGAAUGCUGUGUCGAAUAUCUAUCGAAUGGCACAUUUACCUAAUUCUGUGUUGGGCAGUAAACGAAAUGGUGGUGUUUUACAAUGCAGCGUAGUUGUGACAAAUGAAAAGAAUGGUAAAAGUACUGUUCAUGAACAAACAAAGAAAAUAGAUCCGUAUUGGUAUAUCUAUGCAACUCAAUCAUGCUCAAAA
Messenger RNA from Galdieria sulphuraria, 4430 nucleotides. RefSeq names its product paired amphipathic helix protein Sin3a. The record is from RefSeq and is a predicted model, not a curated record. The coding region runs from base 374 to 4282 and encodes 1302 amino acids. Lineage: Eukaryota; Rhodophyta; Bangiophyceae; Galdieriales; Galdieriaceae. Gene Ontology annotation, molecular function: transcription corepressor activity. The transcript has 7 exons. Gene Ontology annotation, cellular component: chromatin; histone deacetylase complex. Gene Ontology annotation, biological process: negative regulation of transcription by RNA polymerase II.